Messenger RNA from Crotalus tigris (Tiger rattlesnake), 3268 nucleotides. RefSeq names its product lanosterol synthase-like. Bases 354 to 2615 code for a protein of 753 amino acids. Lineage: Eukaryota; Metazoa; Chordata; Lepidosauria; Squamata; Viperidae. Gene Ontology annotation, molecular function: lanosterol synthase activity. Gene Ontology annotation, biological process: triterpenoid biosynthetic process; cholesterol biosynthetic process. Gene Ontology annotation, cellular component: lipid droplet. The record is from RefSeq and is a predicted model, not a curated record. The transcript has 22 exons.
GAAUAGAUCCUCCCUAACUGUUCACUGGGUAUAUCUGACAAUUAUGGAGAUUGUGCUUUAGUCUGGCAAGAUUCUUUCUAUGGGUAAACAACAGUAAAGGGACUGCUCUGCAUAAAUCGUGUUGUACUGGUUCCUUACAUUUGUCAUUAAACGCCCUCUUCCUGCAUACCAAGGAUAUCAGGUUUAUUCCAGCAUUUGUGCACCAUAUUUCUCUGCAGGUAUGAUGGUUCAGAAACAUCAUCUCAACUUUAGCUUUUAGAAAUCACCAGCACCUUGCUUGACAACCCUGACCACUGCAAAGAAACAUCUUUGGAUCAUUCAAAACAGGUGAUUUCAGACAUCGAGCAAGAGAGAUGUCAGAUAACAUGCUUUCUGGCAGACCACUGUACAAAGGAGAAUGUGAAAAUAAAAUUGAACCAGAGACAGACCUGACUCGCUGGCGACUGAGCACAGUGGAAGGGCGACAGAAGUGGUAUUAUGUGCCCGAAAAUGAGGAAUGUGCCAGAGAACAGAAUGCACUUGAGGCAUAUAGUUUAGGGCUAAACACUAGUAAAUUUUUCCCAGAGUUGCCCAAAGCCAGCACAGCCCAGGAAGCAGUGCUGAAAGCAAUUAAGUUUUUUUCAGGUGUACAAGCUGAAGAUGGCCAUUGGCCUGCAGAAUGCUCUGGAGUACUCACCCUUACUCCAGGUCUUUUGAUUGCAUGCUAUGUUGCUAAGAUUUCCCUCCCAGAAGAGGUAAAGAAAGAAAUAGGGCGAUAUAUACGUUCAAGACAACUUCCAGAUGGCGGCUGGGGUCUCCAUCUCAGGGAGCAACAACCAACCAUCUUUGGCACAGCCCUCAACUAUAUAGCUAUGCGAAUCCUUGGAUAUGGACCUGAUCAUCCAGAUAUAGUGAGAGCUCGAAUUUGUCUCCAUAAAAAAGGUGGUGCUCUUGGAGCCCCACAUUUGGGAAAAGUCUGGCUGGCUAUUAUGAACGUGUACAGCUGGGAGGGAAUGAAUGCACCGUUUCCUGAAUUGUGGCUGUUACCUACCUGGGUGCCAGGCCAUCCCUCCACUUAUUGGUGCCAUGCCCGUCAUAUCUUGCUUGCGACGACCUACUGCCAGCUCAGCCGCCUGAGUGCAGAAGAAGAUGAACUGAUCAGGAGUCUCAGGCAGGAACUUUACGUGGAGGAUUAUUCAAGCAUUGAUUGGCCAGCCCAGAAGAAAUAUAUUUCUGAGGCUGAUUUACAGGCCCCACAUACAUUGGUCUUGGAUGUUCUUUUUGCCCUCUUCAAUUUGUACGACAGAUACCACCUCACCAGUCUCAGAAAGAAAGCCACAGCUGAGAUCUAUGAGCUAAUCAAGGCAGAUGAUAUAUUCUCAAACUCUACUAAUUCUAGCCCGAUUUGUAAACCUUUCCAUGUAUUGAUCUCAUGGCAUGUGGAUGGUCCCAAUUCUGCAGCCUUUCAAGAGCACGUCUCCAGAAUCUACGAUUACCUUUGGCUUGGAGAUGAGGGUAUAAUGAUGAAGGUGAUGGGAUCUCAAACCUGGGAUGCUACAUUUACAAUUCUGGGUUUUCUAGAGGCUGGUAUCCAAAAUGACCCUGAGUACCAUACUUGUCUGAAAAAAGCCCAUUCAUUUUUGAAAUGUUCUCAGAUUGUAGAUAAUCCACCCAACUACCAGAGAUACUAUCGUCAAAUGAACAAGGGAGGAUUCCCCUUCAGCAAUCGGGACAAUGACUGGAUCGUCAGCGACUGCACUGCUGAAGCACUGAAGGCAUUGAUGUUACUUGAAGAGCAAUGUCCUUUUAUAGACGAUCACAUAGCUCCACAGCGUCUCUUUGAUGCUGUCAAUAUGUUACUGAACAUGAGAAAUUCCGAUGGUGGAUUUUCCUCUUAUGAAACCAGACGUGGAAGCUGGCUACUAGAGAACAUAAACUGUGCAGAAACCUAUGCUGACUGUAUGGUAGAUCACACCUAUAUUGAAUGUACCUCAUCAGUAAUGCAAGGACUGAAAUAUUUCCAGAAGAGAUUCCCAGAUCACCGGAGAGAGGAAAUCAGUGAUACUAUCCAUAAGGCUUUGCAAUAUUGUCGUAAUACACAGAAAGCAGAUGGAUCCUGGGUAGGGAGAUGGGGUGUAUGUUUCACGUAUGGCACCUGGUUUGCACUGGAAGCAUUUGCGUGUUUAGGAUACUCCUACCAUAAUGGAGCGGCAUGCAAUGAGGUGACCAAGGGCUGUGCAUUCCUGGUUUCCAGGCAAAUGAAAGAUGGUGGCUGGGGAGAAGAAUUUGAAUCCUACAAGUUUCGCAAAUAUAUUCAACACACCAUUUCCCAGAUCCACCAAACUGCAUGGGCUCUGUUGGGGCUGAUGGCUGUUAGGUAUCCCGAUGUUCGUGUUCUAGAAAGGGGGAUCCAAGUUUUGAUUGACAAACAGAGAGCCAUUGGAGACUGGCCUCAGGGUGAUAUUGCUACUGGAUUCUACAAAGCUGGCACUCUCCAUUACUCAGCCUACCGCAACAUCUUUCCUAUCUUUGCAUUGGCUCGUUUUACCCACCUUUAUCCCAAUAGCCCUCUUGCCAGGCAACAUCUGAAGACUGGACCAAGACAUUCCACGGAGAUCCAGACAGUGAAGCACUGAAUAAGAUGAAACAACAUUCCAGGGAAAGUCAGCUUUGCCCUUUACGCCAUCAUAAGAUGCUUAGCUUUUAAUGUUUUUCCUGAAGUAUCAGCUAAGACGCUGAGUCUUAUAUGCCGGAAAUUACGGUAGUUUCCGGCGUAUAAGACGACUUGCUACGCAUGGAAAUCGGCUAGUCGGGGGGUCGUCUUAUACGCCGAGUCGUCCUAUAUGCCGGAAAAUACGGUACUGGGUUAGUAGACUGAAAUAUUCACAUUUUGCAAUUUUUUUUUGCAAGCGUCAUUUUCUCAUUGCCUUCAUGUCAAGUAACAAGGAGAGUCAAGGGACUCUGCCUUUUUUGUGGAAGCACCAGUACAAAAUACUUGUAUAGAAGUCGGUUUGGGCAGAUGGCUAAACCAGCCAACCUAGCUGCCUGUGAAUCUCUGCCUCCUUCUGUUUGCCACCCCAUAUUAAGGAGAGAGAUUGGUGGAGGUUUUCUGCUAGAGCUUUUGGAAAUGGGGGCAGACAAGAGGGUAAGAAGGCUGAGUCAUCCAUCCAUCAUUGUCCUUGAUGUGGUAUAAAUAAGGACAACACAAUUUUCUAAUAACCAGUUUGUAUUAGGGUAGGUAUUGCCAACGACAAGAGCAAAUUUCAUGGCCAUCGUUUCCUGCCAGCUC